Messenger RNA from Amoebophrya sp. A120, 404 nucleotides. Lineage: Eukaryota; Dinophyceae; Syndiniales; Amoebophryaceae. The record is from the annotation of a GenBank genome assembly.
GUUAACGAAAAAAGUCCAGGUGGAGGUUGAACAGCGUGAAGAUAGUGACCGUGACGAUCGUGGACGAGAGCAAGAAGGAAGCGGUGCACGUGGAGGUCGUGUACCAGCACAUGAAGCUACCCUGCCACAGCCUCCGUUGUGGAAGAGGAUCCAGAGAGACCUGCUCUUUCUGGCCCAGUACACCCACGGCACGAAGAACAUGCUGCGAUUGACGGACAAGCUGGAACAGAUGGCCGAGGUGGUGGGCCAGUUUGGCGACAGUGUCAAAGAGGGCUCCACAACGUCCGGACCACUGCCGACUGCCUUAACAAACACGCAGUUGGAGGUUUUUCUCAAUAAGGUCGCGCCCCUGACCGCGGAAGAGCGAAUCCUUAUCAAGAACGGGAUGGGCGUGGCGUUGGAAC